AUGGGCGAAUCUAAUCAUUCUUCACACAUCGAACAUAAUAGAAGGGAGUCUGAAAGGUCGACGCGAUUAUCGAUGCAAAUGCAGGACGAAGAUGAAGAAGAUUAUGCUUUGGCGGCCAUGGGAAUAUCGAAUGGUGGUGGUUACAGACCCUCGGACUCACAUCAACAUACUUACACUCCACCACCACCACAACAAGAACCAAUACAGGAACAACAAACUCAAACCCCAUUAUCACCCAUAGAAAGACGAAGAGCAUCAACACCACCGCCACGACCUUCGAGUACAACAAAACCAAGAGGAAUUGAUUCGUUCGCAUUACGAAAUGAUGGUGGGAAUGGUCAAAUGUCGAGGGGUCCAACAUUCGCGUACUCGGGGGAGAAUGGAAGUGGAAGUGGUUAUGGAUUAACGAGGACAUCUACUGCAACGAGUAUAUCGAGCAUAUCGAGCGAAUCAAUUAUGAUGAGACCGGAAAGCCCGUAUAGAGGACCUACAGGACCAUCACACCCAUAUAAUAUGUAUAAUCAAGACUCACGACUAGCGAGAACAGCGAGUAUAGCGACGACGUCAACAAUGCCGGCACCACCACAGGAAAUGUCGUACACGGGACCAAGCGGACCAACACAUCCUUACGGCAUGUACCCGCAGAGUACAGUUUCAAGUGAUUCCGACCAGUUGCCGAUUGCGCCCAUUCCUGUUGGUUUCCCAGGUCUUAAUAAUGAUUAUCAACGAAGAUUAGGUCCGGAAGGUGAGGAGGCCGCGGAUCUUAUCGGGCCUGAUGGGCACACGGAACAAUUACCACCUUAUACCAAAUAUCCGGAUGAGGCUUUUGCUAGAAAACUACGACCUACAUCUGUACCAACACCCGUACUUGUACCUACCAUUCAAAUGCCAGCUCCUAUCGUUCCUAUAUCUGGUGCUGGUGGUAUGGGACUAGCGACUCGAAAUCCCGAAUUUGCCUCUAAUGAAGAUCUUCGUUCAUCGCAAUCACGCCAAUCAUCAAGGAGUAUAAUGUCAGAUCGAAGUUCACAUCAAAGCAAUCACACCGAUAUGGAAUAUUCCGAAAAGCCUCCACUGAAGAAAUGGCAAGUCGUUGCCAAAAGAAAACUGUGUGGAAUCGUUCCUGUAUGGGUUGUUGUUUUGAUAGUCUUGGUCUUCGUUCUCUUUGGAAUUGUACUUGGAACCGUUUUUACCGUUUUGAAGCCGAAACAUGGUGGUGACCCUAAUAAUAGUUCUAGCAAGGAACAUCAUGACCAAUCAAGCCAAACAACAGUAUAUGCGACCAUGACCACCACAUUCGAUGCAACUCCUCUGUCUACUGUACCUGCUUCGCUUCCAUCGCUUCCAACUGGAACGUACAACAUGCCCCUCACCGUUCCUUCAACUGCCCAGAGUAGUUGCAUCAUGAACACCGCCGAAAACUCAGCUUGGAGUUGCUCCAUAGCAAUGACACCACUUGAAAUGUCUAUUAUAGACAUUCCAGGUGGUGACGAACUCGCCAAUAAGGAAAUAUCCAUGAAUUAUGGCAAUGCUUCCUUGAAUUUCUAUCCAUACGGCGCCCAACCACCGAUUUUGUCGUCUGCUCAGGUUCUAUCUCUCGUCAAUGAUUCGGAAUAUCCUAGUCGAGGUCCAGCAUGGUUUUUCCAAGUGCCAUACAAUAAGGUAGUUGUAUUACCACAGAAGGCUCUCUCAACAAACAUGAAGCGUCAACAACCUGCCUCGGGUUUCAUGAAUCGUAAAGGAGUAGCUCAAGCUGGAGAUCAACCUUGGUUUUGUUACUGGAAUGGAACCUUAUUAGAGGCAUUCAUUUAUGUCAAUGAAACUAGUAGCUCGGGUUCUUCUGCCACGGUCACUUCAGGUGGUUCGUCUCCAACUGAAACCGGUAAUGCAUAUGGUACGAGCACUUACUCAUCAGAUGUACCUUCAUCUACAACUGGAGUUCAAUCACAACAGUCUUCUUCAUCUGGAUCUUCUCAAAAUAGCCCUCAAUUCUUACCUCAAUAUCCUAAAGUUUACAAAAUCGCCGAACGCCGUAUCCCUCGAGGUGGUCAAACUGUUCCAGCUUACUGUGUAGCUCAUCAGAUCUUAUCAAAUGGUGACGCUGAACCAUUAAUGAAUUCAACUGGUCAGCCAAUUACCAUCUAUUUAAAUGAGACGGAACCCACAAGUGUCUCGCCAUUGUCGUCUCGAAGUCUUGUCUCGGACUUCUUCAAACGAGAUUUGGUGGAACGAGACGGGGAUGAGAGUUGCGGUUGUGUGUGGCUGGAAUCUUAA
Botrytis fragariae is the source of this 2271-nucleotide messenger RNA. Its product is annotated as putative glucan 4-alpha-glucosidase-like protein. The record is from RefSeq and is a predicted model, not a curated record. NCBI's taxonomy places the organism in Eukaryota, Fungi, Ascomycota, Leotiomycetes, Helotiales, Sclerotiniaceae. The transcript is spliced from 2 exons. The coding region runs from base 1 to 2271 and encodes 756 amino acids.